CCAACUGGUGCUAGUGCUGCGUUACAUCGACAGCAAAAUGAACGUGCAGGAACGAUUCUUCGAAUUCAUUCCCCUGCAGUCAUCAACAGCCGUGAACAUUGCCACAGAGCUGAAAGAACGCCUUUCCAUAAUCCUUCCCGAUCAAAAAGAAAAAGAAAAACUCAUCUGCCAAGCCUAUGAUGGAGCGAGCGUAAUGAGAGGUGCCACUGGUGGUGUUCAGAAGCGAAUAAAAGAGGACUACCCAAAUGCGCACUACAUCCACUGCUACGCGCACCAGUUGAACUUGAUCAUGGAACAAGCCACCAGUCACAUUUCUAAAGUAAGGAACUUUUUUUCGGACCUUGGUGGCUUUGCCAGUUUUUUUUCAAGAUCACCAAAGAGGACCAGUGUAUUGGACGAAAUGGUUUCCCGCAGGCUGCCAACUUCCAGCAAGGUCAGGUGGAACUUUCACAGCCGCGCUGUCAACACGGUGUUUGAACACAGAGAGGAUCUCAUCAAAUGUUUCCAUGCCAUACGAGACUCGGGAGACUUCGAUGAAAUCACCGUGAGAGAGGCAGGAGCAUAUGCAAGGAUCCUGGAAGACCCAGACUUCAGGUUCUUCCUGCAACUUUUUCACCAGAUCAUGCCCCUUGUAGACACUCUCUAUGCCAGGCUACAGAAGAGGAGCAUCGACUCAGUGUACAUCAAGAGAUGCAUCCAAAGAUUCCAGGAGGACAUACAGAAGAUCAGAGAUUCUCUCCAUGCCAUGACAGUGGAGCACAGCAGUCUAUCCCUGCAAUCAAGAAAACGUGUGGCUCUCUCUUCAGAGGAUCACCAACGAAUUGCAGCUGAAGUCUGUGAUACCAUACUGGGGCACACCAGAGAGAGGUUCCAGUUCACAGACCAUCUCAUCUGUGCAACCCUCCUGCAGUGCGAUCGGUUUGAAGAUUAUCAAGUGGAUUUUCCAGAGGAGGCUCUUAAAACCACAGUGAAGGCUUACCCUGUCCUUGACAGCAGCAGGCUGAAGACAGAGCUAGAACUCCUCUACAGCAACGAGGAAUUCAGAGCGUGUAGUGGUGCGGUGGACUUCCUCCAAUUCUUUAUGGAGAACAACUUGGGGGAGCUUUUUUCAGAGACGGUAACCCUUUUGAAAAUACUUGUCACCACACCAAUGACGACAGCAGAAGCAGAGAGGUGCUUCUCGACUCUUAAGCGAGUGAAAACAUUCCUGAGAAACACAAUGUCGCAAGAUCGCCUCAACGCACUGGCUACCCUGUCUAUGGAGAGGGCCAUAGUAACAGAGAUGACUGACUUUAACGUUAAAGUCAUUGACACAUUUUCAAAUUUAAAAGAGAGAAGGGCCAAGUUCCUCUACAAGUAGCACUUAAGCAUUUAAGCACUUUUGUGUGUGUGUGUGUGUG
This is a messenger RNA of Engraulis encrasicolus (European anchovy), 1400 nucleotides long. RefSeq names its product zinc finger MYM-type protein 1-like. NCBI's taxonomy places the organism in Eukaryota, Metazoa, Chordata, Actinopteri, Clupeiformes, Engraulidae. The record is from RefSeq and is a predicted model, not a curated record. The transcript has 3 exons. Bases 38 to 1360 code for a protein of 440 amino acids. Gene Ontology annotation, molecular function: protein dimerization activity.